AAACAAAAAAAACAGAUAGACACACGGGAUCCGAGCUUCAGCUGCGCAUCAAGUCUUAUUUUCAUACAUUGAUCAUGUAUAAAUAAGGAGGAUCAGUCUGAAUCUGUCGCUCGGGUUUGUCAAGGGUUAAAGUGAAAGCUUUUGUUUUCGUGUCGCACGGAUUUCUCAUCUCAUUUACCAGCCAUAUAAAUUUGAAGUGGUCAUUACGGGAGACAUUUGAGCUAUUAUUGUUUAGAGUGUGUUUGAAGAGAGAGAGGCCGUUAAAGAUGGGCUGUUUGGGCAACAGCAAGACAGAAGACCAGCGCAUCGACGAGAAGGCGCAGCGAGAGGCGAAUAAAAAGAUCGAGAAACAGUUACAGAAAGAGAGACAGGCAUAUAAAGCCACACAUCGCUUGCUCUUAUUAGGCGCUGGAGAAUCCGGGAAGAGCACUAUAGUCAAACAGAUGCGAAUUCUGCACGUCAACGGCUUUAACGCAGAAGAAAAGAAGCAGAAAAUCUUGGAUAUUCGGAAAAAUGUGAAGGACGCCAUUGUGACAAUAGUAUCUGCUAUGAGCACUUUAACACCGCCUGUGUCACUCGCCAACCCAGACAACCUGCCCAGGGCAGAGUACAUCAAGAGUAUAGCUCCACUCUCAGACUUUGACUAUACAGAGGAGUUUUUUGAGCAUUCAAAGCAUCUGUGGGAUGAUGAGGGCGUGAAGGCUUGUUUCGAGCGCUCAAACGAGUAUCAGCUUAUCGACUGCGCACAAUAUUUCCUGGACAGAAUCGAGUCUGUACUACAGAAUGACUACACACCAACAGACCAGGAUUUGCUGAGGUGUCGUGUGUUGACUUCAGGGAUUUUCGAAACUCGAUUUCAAGUAGACAAAGUCAACUUUCAUAUGUUUGAUGUGGGUGGUCAGAGAGAUGAGAGGAGGAAAUGGAUUCAGUGCUUUAAUGAUGUGACGGCCAUCAUCUUCGUGGCAGCCAGUAGCAGUUAUAACAUGGUCAUCAGAGAAGACAACAGCACUAACCGCCUGCGCGAGUCUCUCGAUCUGUUCCGCAGCAUCUGGACGAACAGGUUUUUAAGGACCAUCUCAGUCAUUCUGUUCCUCAACAAACAGGACAUGCUGGCUGAGAAGAUCCUGGCAGGAAAAUCAAAACUAGAGGAUUAUUUCCCAGAGUAUGCUCGCUAUACACUGCCUCCUGAAGCGACCCCUGACCCAGGAGAAGACCCCAAAGUGUCCAGAGCUAAAUUUUUCAUCCGAGAUGAAUUCUUGAAAAUCAGCACGGCGAGCGGCACAGACAAACACUACUGCUAUCCUCACUUCACCUGCGCUGUGGACACAGAAAACAUUCGCCGUGUGUUCAAUGACUGUCGUGACAUUAUUCAGAGGAUGCACCUGCGGCAGUAUGAACUCUUGUGAUU
Messenger RNA from Myxocyprinus asiaticus (Chinese sucker), 1408 nucleotides. RefSeq names its product guanine nucleotide binding protein (G protein), alpha activating activity polypeptide, olfactory type (gene gnal). The transcript is spliced from 12 exons. Lineage: Eukaryota; Metazoa; Chordata; Actinopteri; Cypriniformes; Catostomidae. Gene Ontology annotation, molecular function: GTP binding; GTPase activity; G protein-coupled receptor binding. Gene Ontology annotation, biological process: adenylate cyclase-modulating G protein-coupled receptor signaling pathway. The record is from RefSeq and is a predicted model, not a curated record. Bases 267 to 1406 code for a protein of 379 amino acids. Gene Ontology annotation, cellular component: heterotrimeric G-protein complex.